Messenger RNA from Ipomoea nil (Japanese morning glory), 1445 nucleotides. RefSeq names its product probable E3 ubiquitin-protein ligase RHB1A. The record is from RefSeq and is a predicted model, not a curated record. Bases 192 to 833 code for a protein of 213 amino acids. NCBI's taxonomy places the organism in Eukaryota, Viridiplantae, Streptophyta, Magnoliopsida, Solanales, Convolvulaceae. The transcript has 5 exons. Gene Ontology annotation, molecular function: ubiquitin-protein transferase activity.
UUUUUCUCUUUCAACGGAGAGUAGUUCCUACACGAAACACUCUUCCUCUCUCUUUCUCUUUCUAAAAGCCUCUUCUCUCUCUCUAAACUCUAUCUCUCUCUCUCUGCCAUCAUCCCUUCAAUCACACAGAAGUAAAAGAAUGAGCAAAUCUCUCAGAAGUUCAGGUGGUUAACAACGAUAUAUCAACUGAAAUGGGAGGCUGCUGUUGUUGCUGUGCUUCUAAAGGAAGGGAACUGAAUAGCUCAUCGCCUUUUUACCAUUACCCCAGAGUGUCAGAGGAGCGACAACCUUUAUCGCACCAUGGUAGCACAGCCUUGGUACUCUCCACAGGCCUCUUAGUUGAUACAAAUCUUGAUACCUCAAGUCCGGAUACUUAUAGGCCACCUCCAACACCAAGGCCAUAUGAAACACAUGCAGGACGGCCUAGAACACCACCAGGUAAUCAAGAUGGCCACAAGAAUGAGGCAGCGGCACAGACAAAAGACACUGAAACUUGUGAAGAAGCAAACUCUGGAAAUGGUACAGAAAUAGCUGACACAGCCACAAAAGGAUCUGAUGCUAAAAUGCAAGAUAAUGUUGAGCUUACUGCUCAAAAGGAAGUGGUAGAUGAACUUGAGAAAUCUGGUGAACUUAAAAAGUCCAAUGAACCUAUUGUUCCAUUACUUCAGGAAGAGGAGGAUGUUUGCCCAACUUGCCUUGAAGAAUAUGAUGAGGAGAAUCCAAAGAUCAUAACAAAAUGUGAGCAUCAUUUUCACCUUUCAUGCAUUCUCGAAUGGAUGGAAAGAAGUGACACUUGUCCAGUCUGUGAUCAGGAAAUGGUUUUCAGUGCCUAGAUUGAUUGAUCAUUGUCACACUUCUGCUAUUGGCAUUUUGGUAUUAAUGUAGAAAGGAGUUUUUGGUGACAAGUCGCAAUCCUUAGAUUGCUCAUUUGAUUUUGCGGUGUUGUUUUAGUUCUUUAAAUGAAUUGAAAAAAAAAUAAUUUCAAAAAAAAAAAUGGAAAAGAAGAAAAUGCAAGUACAUCAGUACAUGGAAUGUACAUAGGUUUUCCUUUGCGGUUUCUUCGUAUUUAAUGAUGAUGAACUAUAUAGGUUAUACAUAGGGAUUGGAGGAAAUAUCUUGCUGGCUGAAGCUUCCUACUAGAUAGGUGCAUCAAGAUGUUGUGUUGGGUAUUGCCUCCCGUUUUGGGUGGUUCCUGGCUCCCCACUGCUGCUAACCUUGUCUCUCAAGGCUUGUGGACAAUCUGUCGUAUUCUAUCCAUCUGUUCUUUAUAGCGCUUUGUAUAUUUCCCCAGAAAUUAAGACCAUCUUCAGUGCCUAUUACGCUUAUUUUUUUGUUUUGGUUUUGGUUUUGGUUCUUUUGUUGUUGUUGCAUUUGAUUUUGGGACGGGAGGAACUUUGGCAACCUGCAUUAGAAAAUCAAUUUUGUAUAAAAUGCUCGAUUUCAUA